AUGAUACUCAGUCCCUCAAUCCGAUCGUCUGUUUUCCCUCCCGUUCCUGAAAAGGCAACGCAGGUGCAGGCUCUGAGCGCUAAAGAAGAGAGUGUUCCGCAUGUCCACGCGCCACCAGUGAACGAAGGUGAAGCCGAGGAAGAAGCAGCAGACUUGGUCAAUGGCAUCACGACUUCAAUUCAGCAGGACGCCCUGGGGAUUCCAACUGACGCCGACCCCUUGGAGCCCGACAUCGCCCUCGCCCCGUCUGCAGCGGAUGACUUGCAGAAUGGGAAACCCAAGAAGACGUCGCCUGCCAUUGGUAUUACCCUGCGCGUGCUCAGCGAUAUAACGGAUCUUUGCGAGAGAUUCUCCAACCUCCUUCACCCCUCGCCCCCGUUCACCCUGAUCGGGCCCCGCCUCCAACUGGUCGGAGUCUUGCUCUCUAUAUUUCUGCUGUCAUCGAUGGUCUCAAGCCACGUCAUCGUCAAGAGCUGCUCGCUGGCAAUCGGCCUUGCAUUCUUCGGUGAUCCGGUUUUCAAGCGAGCGAUGGACUUGCUGAACACCAAGAUCCCCAACUGGAAAACAUACAUGGAUAUCGAGAAGUAG
Messenger RNA from Aspergillus mulundensis, 588 nucleotides. RefSeq lists its product as uncharacterized. The record is from RefSeq and is a predicted model, not a curated record. The coding region runs from base 1 to 588 and encodes 195 amino acids. The transcript is spliced from 2 exons. NCBI's taxonomy places the organism in Eukaryota, Fungi, Ascomycota, Eurotiomycetes, Eurotiales, Aspergillaceae.